CGCAGCUUGUGACAGAUGUCGGGCGACUGCUCUCCCCACCCGAGCGAGGAACGUGAUGGCAGCGUUUUACAGCUGACCGACACUCGACGGCUGGGCCCGCGACAGAGGAGUCCACUGCUCCGGGUACUUCCCUCUAAGGCGGUCGCGUCGGCUGCGGGCGGGAAGCGUUCGAAAGUGCCCUCCACCCUCGUCGGACACAGCUGUUUCACCUUCAAUAACAAGAGGGAACCGGACGUCCAAGAGCUCAUCCGGAAAGGAGUUGAGGUCCGUGAAAGAUCAUACUCUCCCUACUCCAAGUUCAAGGUUGGCUCCGCCAUCCUUUGUGCCGACAACACGGUGGUCACUGGGUGCAAUGUGGAGAACGGUGCACACGGCUCCAUCUGUGCAGAGAGGUCGGCUGUUGUGAAGGCAGUGAGUGAAGGAAAGAGGGAGUUCCAGAAAGUUGUUGUAGUUGCAGACAAGCUGGAGAACCAAUUUACAGCUCCCUGUGGAUCCUGUCGACAAUUCAUUAUAGAAUUUGGGACGGGAACUGAAAUAUUCCUGUCCCCACCUGAUAUGUCAGAGGUCCUUGUCACCUCUAUAAAAGAAAUUUUGCCAUUACAUUUCACUCUUACAGAUUAAAAAGAUGUUUCACUCUAUGUACUUUUUUUUAGCUUUUGUAAUAAUAAGUGAUGAUAUAAAAUAAAUAUGUGAUGGAAUUUUA
Molecule: messenger RNA, 703 nt
Organism: Frankliniella occidentalis (western flower thrips)
Lineage: Eukaryota; Metazoa; Arthropoda; Insecta; Thysanoptera; Thripidae
Product: cytidine deaminase-like
Exons: 2
Coding region: 16-621 (201 amino acids)
Cellular component (GO): cytosol
Molecular function (GO): zinc ion binding; cytidine deaminase activity
Source: RefSeq, a predicted model, not a curated record